UUGCGAUAUUUGCAGACGCGAAUUCGUAAAAAUUAAGCACGGUACGAUUAGGUCUUCGAUAUCAUUUCUCACACCAUUACCGCGGUACAAACUUUAUCCAAAAAUCGUCCGGGCUAGUGACAAACGCUGUACGCCGUUUCGAUAAAUCAGGCAACUGAUCCGAUGCGCGCUGUUGCAGAUCGAAGUUUUGCACGAUCGUGGUCAGGACAAGGAACAUCGUAUUGCGAGCAUACGUUUCACCAGCGCACAGUCGCUUCCCAGCGCCAAAAGCAGACAACUCUGUAAUCAAUUUGGAGCAAUACCCCGCUGGACCAAGUUUGUUUACCGCCCAAACUAAUCAUCUUAUCAAAAUUGACUGCCUUUGUGAUUCGUCCGCUCAGAUUGAUACGCAAUCACAGGAUGGAUGCCAGCUCGCUGGAGCGGGCGACGGAUUUGAUAAAGUGCUGCAAAGUACCAAGGCUUUGCAACAGCGUCGAAGAAGCACCACUGGAGCGUGCUACGUUCGGCCAGUUCAUACACGUGCUAGAGGCCACCCUACCGACAGUGUUUGACAUACUCGCCGCACAUGGUGCCGAGCUGACCGGUUAUGACGAGUACAACGCGGACCACAACGUAGAGUUCAAAUCGUGGCUAGCUCUCGUUAUAGUCGAGCAGUACGCGGACGAUCCGGCGGGGCUUCGAGCGGAUUAUCAAACGGAAGCGGUGGUGCUGCAAAAACGCAUCGCACAAUUUUUCCAUGGCCACGAACUGGAGCAUCUGCUGACCGGCAAGGGGAGUGAUACGGUUUUACGUUUUCUGUACGGACACUAUCAGCGUGUGCUUGCGCCAGACCAGUGGAAGUAUCACCCGGCUGACGUUGGAGGCUUCGUACGCCUGGUGGAGUUCCUGUACGGGCCGCUACCGCUUUGCCAGCAUGCCCCAGAGCUGGAUGACGAUACUGCAGCAUACAUUCUGUCGGUCGGAAUCACACUGGUCGAGUUUUUCGAGCCCUCCUAUCGAUUGAUGGGUUUGCGGCUAUUUUGCGUACUACUCGGAUCACGCAAUAAGGAUGUGAUGAAGCGCACCAACAUCCAUCGGGUGGUCUAUAGCAAUGCGAUGAAGCUGACGGUGAAACUGGAACAUGAGCCGUUUAUCGAAGUACUUUGGAGGUGCAUUUAUCAGUACGUAGAGCUGGAAGAGAUUGACCGAAAAGAUUACACUCAGUGGAACACCGUUGAUGACAUUAUGGAUACACUUUUGCAACAGCUCAUGUUCGCAUCAAAGUUGCGCACAUCUCAGAUCUACCUGCUAUACCUUAUCAAGCUGCUUGCGCUUGAUCUGCCCAAUUACAUGAUCGACGAGCUAGACGAAAUACAGUCAAUUAACCAAAAAUGCCAUCUGUAUGAGCCAGUGUGUGAGCAGCUCCGCCAAGAAUGCCUCGGUGGGUUCCGCAAUCGGCGGUACUAUCGGUGGACGAAACGGAUCAUCGAGAUGCUCCCGCACGAGGCAGCCAAGUGCCAAGGGCUAUCUCGGGAGAACGGUAAAUAUUGUCAUGGGGUGAAUCUACUCUUCGUACUGAGUACGUUCCCGGUUGAACCGGAAGCACUCCAGCCCCAUGUGAAAACUCAGACAACACUGACCGAGUUUAUGAAUGUCUUUAAACAGUACGAGAAGCAACAGAACAAAGCCUUAGAGAAGCCCUCGAGCGCAACGUGUGAUUUGAUUUACAACAUCAAAGGGUUGCUUUCCAUCAGUAGGUCGAUGCUCCUGUUCCUGGCGUCGUUAGCGCCGACCUAUUUUCCCGCGCAUCCCCAGUUGGCUGUGUUGGGGCAACAGCUGAGCGAUGAUUGUGACGAUUGUGACUCAAUCAUGUACGACUGUAUGCAAAAUUUAGUGCAAAAAUUGACCAUUGAUAAUUAAAAUAAUUUUUCUUGGUUGUACCGGAAAACAUAGCUAAAUUAGGCGCCAAUGAUAAUUUUAUAUAUAAGUAUAAUCCCAAAGUUUAGCGUAGUAAAGUUCUAUUUUAUACGGUUUUCGCAAU
Molecule: messenger RNA, 2020 nt
Organism: Anopheles coustani
Lineage: Eukaryota; Metazoa; Arthropoda; Insecta; Diptera; Culicidae
Exons: 4
Coding region: 400-1899 (499 amino acids)
Source: RefSeq, a predicted model, not a curated record